CCCGUGGAGGAAAGAACCUACGCCCUGACGUCUUGUCAUCUCAUCAUCAACCAGAUUUAUCUACCUUCUCCCGGAAGUCGAGAUAAAACAGGGCAUAAAUUGCACUUGUGCUUUAGUAAACAGAGGUCGCUCAACCGCUCACCGUGGCGUUUUCGGCCCAAAGAAAGCGCGCCCCGGCAGCUCUGCUGCAUCUCACCCUCUCUCCUGCCCCCGGUGCAGGUGUUGCAGAACGACGCAGUUCGACCGAUAAAAGCGAGGAGAAAGUGUGAAACACUGCUGCGUCUCUCUCUCUCCUCUUCAUUUGCCAACCGCAAGUAUUGACACGGUGCCUGCGUUCUGCUGCUGCAGCAGAUGACGACUUCAUCGCUGCGACAGCAAGCCCAUAUGGGAAGAGAGAGACACGAGAGUUAUGAAGGUCGGAGCUGCAGGGGGGUACGGUUUGCGGCAUGGCUCGCUUUUGACUCGUUUUCUUUUGGAAAGGCUGAUGAAUGACUAUAGAAUAACCUUAUAGAAAUUAGAGAAGAAGAGUUGGAAAGGGCAAAAGAAAGUUUUUUUUUUUCUGUAUCUUGUUUUCUUCUCCUCUCGCUCUCCCGCGCUGGCCUUCUUCAGGCCUUUACGCGUCGCUUGGCAAUUCCUGUAAUCUUAUUUGCUACUUGCUUCCUUGGGUAAUACGCAUCGCGCAGCUUUGAAUAGCCAUCUCUGGGUGGCGAGUGAAUGGGGAUCGAUUUGAACACGAUCGAGGGGGACGAGGAAGAGGAGCCGGAGCAAACGGCCCACUAUGCUCCUCCGUUGCUCCCGGCGCCCGAGGCGGAAGAGACGCCGAUGUGCCUGGAGUUGUGGCACGCGUGUGCCGGGCCACGGAUAUGGUUGCCAAAGAAGGGGAGCCGAGUGGUAUACUUGCCGCAAGGCCACAUCGAGCAGCUGGAAAACCUAGACGGCGGCGGAGGCGGAGGCAGGAUCUGCGGUGGAAACUUGCCGCCUCAUAUCUUUUGCCGCGUGGUCGGCCUCAAGCUCCAUGCCGAUAGCGAUACAGACGAGGUCUAUGCCCAGCUAUGUCUCGUUGCGGAGAGUGAGGAUUUUGAACAAAGAUUGAAGAAGGGUCUGGUUGAGGAUAAUGAGGUAGAACAGAAUGUGGAAUUUGGGAGCAGACCCUCUAUUCCCCACAUGUUCUGCAAGACGCUCACUGCCUCUGACACUAGCACUCAUGGAGGGUUCUCUGUACCACGGCGAGCUGCUGAAGACUGUUUCCCUCCCUUGGAUUAUAAGUUGCAGAGGCCUUCCCAAGAACUUGUUGCCAAAGAUGUGCAUGGUACGGAGUGGAGGUUCCGGCAUAUUUACAGAGGUCAACCCCGUAGGCAUCUUCUUACAACUGGAUGGAGUGCCUUCGUGAAUAGGAAAAAGCUCAUCUUGGGGGAUGCAGUGUUGUUUCUUCGUGGUAAUGAUGGAGUGCUCAGAUUGGGUGUCAGAAGAGCAACCCAAUCCAAAAGCAGCAUUAAUGCUUUAGCACAUAUCAGUAGGAACUUGAAUCUAGCUACCCUUGCAGUCGUUGCUGAUAGUGUCCCCGCAAGGAAAAUCUUCCACAUCUACUAUGAUCCAAGGGGAAGUUCAUCAGGUUUCAUAGUUCCAUAUUGGGCAUUUGCGAAAAGCUUCAACAAUCUUAUUUCUGUAGGAAUGAGAUUUAGAAUGAUUUGUGAAAGUGAAGAAGCUAGAGAUAGAAGGUCUACGGGACUGAUAACUGGGAUCAAUGAAGUCGACCCUGUAAGGUGGCCUGGUUCCAAGUGGAGGUGUUUGUCGGUAAGUUGGGAUGAUGAUGGAGAAGUUGGCCAACGCAGUAGGGUAUCUCCAUGGGAAAUUGAACAAACUGGUUCAGUUCUAGGUUCCAUCAGCCUGUUAACGGCAGGCUCCAAAAGGGCCAAAAUCGGUCUUCACCUUCCCAGUAUGGAUUAUCGGGUUCCAAAAGGAAAUGGGUGUCUAGACUCUAGGAAAUAUGCAAGUUUCCACAAGGUCUUGCAAGGUCAAGAAUUUACAGAUAACAGAACUCUCAAUCAUACUGGUGCGAUAACUCCUAGUGCUGAGGUUGGAGUUGCUCAAUACGCAGAGGAAGAUGCAUGUACAGCUGCUGCAAACAGCUCUAAGAUAAGUGCAUCUGCACCAAGAGGAAUCUUCAGAAUGCCACUUGGGAAUUCUGAGUAUCCUUUUGUUUGCACAGGCUUUAAUGAACCUAUUGGGUUCCAAAAGGUCUUGCAAGGUCAAGAAAUUUUCUCACAAGCUCCUCGCCUCCUUGGAGUUCCAACUGGUUCUCAUCUGAGGGACGGAGCCUACUGCACGUUUGAUGGUGCUCUUACAUAUCACAGUCAGAGCAAAUUACCUGAUGCAUCUGCCCGAUAUGUUACUAUUGGUCAACAUUCUUUACCAACAGUUCAAGCAUCUUCUCCAUCAUCUGUGCUUAUGUUUCAAGAAAGAAAGUCCAAGAAUUCAUUGGUGAAAUCUGCACCUAGCAUGAAAUGUCAAGAUAGUGGUAGUGAUGGCAUCUACUUUGCCAAGCCAAAUGGCUCAGAUAGCUUCCAUAGAGAUGCAAACUUUCUGUUUUGGCCUCAAAGUAUGAGUUUUCCUUUUGACAACCAGCAGCAUCAAGUGGUAAAAGUUGAUGCACCGCUAUCAAAUUGCAAGCUGGGUUUGGGGACUGAGCAGAUAGCCAACCCGAAUGGUUGCAAGCUAUUUGGUUUUUCCUUGACUGACACGAUUCCGUAGCUAAUGUAGUUGAUAAAGACCAACCAGCCUCACCGUCUACUCAUUCAAGUUUGAUGCCUCAAAUUCCUGUGAAAACUUUUGUGUGGCAGUCAUACUUGAUUAAGCACUAUGCUGAAUAUGUUGUUCCAUUUUAGGGCUUUGAUUUCUCGAGGUAAUCUCAGUGUUGUAAGAAGUUAUAUCUGGUAGUUGCAUUUUGAAACUGGCAUCCGACUUAAUUCCACAAAGAAUCUUCCGAUA
Messenger RNA from Zingiber officinale, 2988 nucleotides. RefSeq names its product auxin response factor 2-like. Lineage: Eukaryota; Viridiplantae; Streptophyta; Magnoliopsida; Zingiberales; Zingiberaceae. The transcript is spliced from 10 exons. Gene Ontology annotation, biological process: regulation of DNA-templated transcription; response to hormone. Gene Ontology annotation, molecular function: DNA binding. The record is from RefSeq and is a predicted model, not a curated record. Gene Ontology annotation, cellular component: nucleus. Bases 715 to 2751 code for a protein of 678 amino acids.